Aspergillus steynii IBT 23096 is the source of this 565-nucleotide messenger RNA. RefSeq names its product translocon subunit SSS1. The transcript is spliced from 3 exons. Gene Ontology annotation, biological process: protein targeting; post-translational protein targeting to membrane, translocation. The record is from RefSeq and is a predicted model, not a curated record. Lineage: Eukaryota; Fungi; Ascomycota; Eurotiomycetes; Eurotiales; Aspergillaceae. Gene Ontology annotation, cellular component: Ssh1 translocon complex; membrane. The coding region runs from base 1 to 213 and encodes 70 amino acids. Gene Ontology annotation, molecular function: transmembrane protein transporter activity.
AUGUCUGACCAGGUGCAAGAACUCCUUAACGUCCCUCGGGAAUUCCUCAAGGAUGGCAUGAUGUUCAUCAACCGAAGCCAGAAGCCCGACAAGCGUGAAUUCAUCAAGAUCAGCCAGGCUGUCGGUACCGGCUUCCUGGUCAUGGGUUUCAUCGGCUACAUUGUCAAGCUGAUCCACAUCCCCGUCAACAACGUUCUCGUCGGUGGCGCAUAAACAUUUGAUCGAUUCGGCUCUUGAUACCAGCGGUGUGUAACGGGACAGGCGAACGGCGGAUCGGAUUUCGGACCAUUUCACUCGUGCCAAUGGAUGGGACGCCCAGAGGAUACCUUGGCCACGGUCUCAUAAUAUUCAUGACUUGUAUUGCAUUAAUUGGGACGUUAAAUGCCGACCACUCGAGGGGGAUAGUCAGUCUUUGAGGACUGCACCUUUAUUGUGGUGGUCGGCCCCCAGGCGAGAUACCAGGUUUUAUUUUUUUUCUACCCUCCAGGUAGUGCGCUUCCGUUCGACUGUACAUAAUAAUUUGUUCUUGCUUCUGGAAAAUGGAAAAGCACUAAACUUGCAAUUU